Engraulis encrasicolus (European anchovy) is the source of this 1064-nucleotide messenger RNA. RefSeq names its product cerebellin-2-like. Gene Ontology annotation, molecular function: protein binding. The transcript is spliced from 2 exons. Bases 60 to 776 code for a protein of 238 amino acids. The record is from RefSeq and is a predicted model, not a curated record. NCBI's taxonomy places the organism in Eukaryota, Metazoa, Chordata, Actinopteri, Clupeiformes, Engraulidae.
CACUGACGGAGAGCACUUACAGUACCUAUAGAGCGGAUAACUGAACUGUGUUGUUGAGCAUGAAGACUCUUGGAUCCGUGGUGGUGGUGGUGCUAUUCUGGCCAGGUCUGCUUCAGGUUGCAGCAGACCCUGUUGGAGUCCAUGAUGAAAAGGAAGCCUCAACUCCACAAAGCUGCCAUCCCAACCACACGGCUGUGCUGAGAGCCAUGUGCACCCUGGUAGACUAUGAUGAAGGGCUCGCACAACAACUGGAGGCCAUGAAGCAGCAAGUGGAGACCAUGGGCACCAAGCUGAAAGCCCUUGAAGAGAAAGAAGAGGCAACGAGAGCAGAUGUUAAGAAGCAACAAGAGAGAAGUGACGAGAGCAAGGUGGCUUUCUCUGCAUCACUGGUGGAAGCAGGAGAUACACAUACAGGCCCCUUCCCCAAAGCAACGACUCUGGUCUUCAAGCACGUCAUCACCAACAUUGGGAAUGCCUACAACCCAGCCACUGGUGUCUUCACGGCUCCUGUCAAGGGCGUAUACCACUUUGAGGUCCACCUGUUUGCAGACAGCCACGGAGGGAGACCCACUGCGGCUCAUCUGUAUAAGAAUAGUGAUCCUAUUGUUUACACUUACGGUGCUGUCUACGCCUAUCAUGCUGCAUCAUCUAAUGGUGUUUCUCUGCUGAUGAAUGUGGGAGAUCGUGUGUAUCUGAAACUGAGGGCCAAUGCCUGGGUGAGGGACAAUCACGACCACCAUACCACCUUCUCUGGACACAUGCUGUUCAGUAUGUAACAUUUGCACUUGCAUGGGACUUAGAGAGUGUAUGUCACAUAAUGGUGUAUCACUGCCUGUCCCCAAAGUGUGCUCCCACUCCAGUGCUAUGGGAAAUGGGUCUAUGGUGAGCUCUUAGCUUAAAUUACAUUCACACUAAAUCUGCUAUGCUGUUUGAGGUUUAGAAUAUUCUACAACUUACAUGUAAUGGUUCUUUAGUGUCCUUUAACUCUGCAAAAAAUUAAAGCGUUCAACUUUUUCUUGAUUUGUUUCGCUCUGUAUAACAUAAUGGACAUGCAAAUAAAUGUG